ACUUUGGGCACAGAGAUCCUUUUGUCUUUUCAAAGGCGAGUUUCAAUUUCCUGUCUGUUUUUUAGAUAUAGGGGAAACAUGCAGUGUAUAAAUGUGUUACUGUGUGUAACUUAACAAUCAUUCACCAUACAGUCUGACCAGAUGGCCUUGAGAAAUGUUAAACAUUUUGUAGAAUAGAAUAACUAGAAAAGAUAAAGUAAACACAAACAGCAACAUUCACACGACAGAUAAUAAUGCUUACAAGGUAUACAAGAUAAAUGUAAGUCACACAAAUAUUUUUAAACCCGUACUGAUGCCGGUACAAAACUGUUAGCGGCUCUUGGGUUUAAUAGGUAAAGACCUGAGUCUACUGAGUUCAGUGGAUGUGUUAACGUUAGAUCGAAAAUGUAAUUACCCCUCUUAAGUGUGCUGUUCAUUUAUACAGUUAGCUAGCUAAAGUUAACAGUAGCUGAUAAGUAAUCUUGACAAGUGACUUGGACAAUUAAAUAGCAGGUUGUCAAAGAGUCUUAUACAUUUUUUGGGUUAAAAUAUUUGAUUUAGCAUAUUUCUAUGGUGGCCUUGAAUCCGUCUUCAUACUAAUCGACAUAAGCAUACAUGGCUAACGUUAGCUAGCUAGCGAAAUAAUCAAAUAGCUAGCUAAUUUAAAUACAGGUUAUUGAUACGAUUAUACUAUUACUUGGCGACUUUUACUUUGAAUUUUUGUCGAAACUCCGUGAUCCGGAAGUACUUUUUUAGUAUUGCGGAAUUUCAGACGAUUAAAACAACACAGUUAGCAGCUAGCUACCCAUCUUGUAUUAUCUAAACAUGUCUAAAAUACAGUUGUUGAGAGUUUUUCUCUACGAUAGAUUAACAGCUGCUGCUGAGGAGAUAUUCGAGGUCGUUGAAAAAACCAUAGCAGAGAAUCAGGAGGAAGUUGUCCGUCUACAGAGGCUACUCGACAUUGUUCUUCAACCUGAGAUAAAGCAAGACAGAGCAGAAACAAGGACAUUUCUAAGUGACCCCAAACUUUUGAACGACCUCCAGCAGCUCUGUCUCUCUGUCUCUGAAGUGGAGAUUCCCCCAGAGCAGCAGCAUUGUGAGCAGGAGUGGAGCCCCAGUCUGAGGCAUGAGGACCCAGAGUCCACACAGAUCAAAGAGGAACAUGGGGCCAGUCAGGAGGAAGAACAGCUUCAAGGGCUUGAGGCUCAUACUAAAGACUCCAUAUUCACUUCUGCUUAUGAUGAGGACCCAACUCAACCCUCGCAUCCCUAUCAAGCCCAAAAGGAAGGGAACGGAGAGAGAGACACUCUACCCAGCACUACAACUGAACAGAUCAAAACAGAACCGGAUGGAGAGGACUACGGAGAAUCAGAACCAACCAGUGUCUUUCAGCCCCUCUCUGCAGUAAAUCCAGACUGUUCUGCAGCUCCGAGUGAAAACAGUGAAAGUGACAGUGGGAUGGAYACUGGCGGACCUCCGUCAGGUUUCAAGUCAGUCAAAUCAAAGGGYACAAAGAUGGUAAAAGAACAAAGCUCCCUUAUCAACACUAAGGAUAACAAAUCCACACKGUUGUUCCAUCUGAAAUCACCUAGGCAAGGUCACGCUACUCCUGGUUGUUGUAAGGUGUGUGGCAAGUAUUUUCAUUACAUGGGCUUAUUAUUUAAACAUGUUCAAACUCAUACAAACGAUAAAGAAACACUUUGUGGAGUGUGUGGAAAGCAUAUGG
This is a messenger RNA of Salvelinus sp. IW2-2015, 1705 nucleotides long. RefSeq names its product zinc finger protein 572. Gene Ontology annotation, molecular function: RNA polymerase II cis-regulatory region sequence-specific DNA binding; DNA-binding transcription factor activity, RNA polymerase II-specific. NCBI's taxonomy places the organism in Eukaryota, Metazoa, Chordata, Actinopteri, Salmoniformes, Salmonidae. The record is from RefSeq and is a predicted model, not a curated record. Gene Ontology annotation, biological process: regulation of transcription by RNA polymerase II.